AUGUCAAGAGAUCGUUUUACUUUUAUUAUGUCAAAUAUCCACUGCUGUGAUAAUACAGUUCUUGGUGAUUCUCCUGACACAUUCGCUAAGUUGAGACCUCUGUUUGACGAGUUAAAUAAAAUCUUUACUGAAAUGGCUCCGCUAGAAGAGAACUACAGCAUAGAUGAGGCUAUGGUUUCAUACUAUGGACGUCACAGUUGCAAACAGUUUAUACGUGGCAAACCAAUUCGUUGGGGGUAUAAACUGUGGGUUGGUGCUACAAGAUUAGGCUACGUAAUUUGGUUUGAUCCCUACCAGGGAAAAUCUUCAACCAUUGCAGAAGGUUACAAACAGUUUGGUCUAGGUGGGAGUGUGAUUUUGGAGUUUGCUGAUGUUCUACAAGGUCGUGAUCCAACAUUGCCAUUUCAUUUAUACUUCGACAAUUAUUUUUCCUCUAUUCCUCUACUGCAUAAACUUAGUAAUAGAGGUCUGAGAGCCACUGGAACUAUUCGUGAAAACAGAACGUCCAAGUGUCCUCUCGAGUCUAACAAAGAUUUCAAAAAUACUGAUAGAGGUUCAUUUGUAUUCAAAUCCAGUUUGCCUACCAAUAUUUUG
Molecule: messenger RNA, 594 nt
Organism: Parnassius apollo (apollo)
Lineage: Eukaryota; Metazoa; Arthropoda; Insecta; Lepidoptera; Papilionidae
Source: the annotation of a GenBank genome assembly